Messenger RNA from Aspergillus oryzae RIB40, 1887 nucleotides. RefSeq lists its product as uncharacterized. Bases 1 to 1887 code for a protein of 628 amino acids. The transcript has a single exon. NCBI's taxonomy places the organism in Eukaryota, Fungi, Ascomycota, Eurotiomycetes, Eurotiales, Aspergillaceae. The record is from RefSeq and is a predicted model, not a curated record.
AUGCUCUCCUCUGUUCUCCUUGUCCUCUUCUCAGCGGCCGUGGGGGCAAAGACCGUGCCCAACGGCCAAACACUCACCCUCAACGGCAUACCCUACUAUCUCAGUGGGAUCCCGAUUUCGAAUUUCUCACAUAAUGUUUUCGAUAAAGCAAGCAACGAUGUCGAUAUCUUCCCUUUUACAGUCAUCCAGACUUCUAGCACCGUUCAUAGUAGCUUUCUGAGUGAAACAGUUGCCAAUUUUACCCAGCAGGAUGACGUGUUCCAACCUGCGUUUCUUCAGACCGUCUAUUUGACUUCUUCUGUUGAGGCGUCGCAAAUCGACGAACUGUCUGGCAGCGAAGCUUUGCACCAGUUUGACAAUAAGAUGUUCCUAACCGAAUCUGAUGCUUCCUUGUCUACGCCCCUUCCGAAUGGACCUUAUUUUGCUUCCGCCCGCACAGGACACAUUUUCAGAGCCUAUCGUCUCUACUCUGAUGACUCUUUGGCGUUCAUCUCGGCCGCUAUUAGCGAUGAGAGUGGUGGUUUCAUUCCUAUGACUGGAGUUACAGAGGGCGUCAUGACGAAAAAUGUCGCUGUCCCAUCCCGUCUCUACUACACCCCUACUGCUGAAAAGCCUUUAGCUGGUUUCCGGCUGGCCGUGAAGGAUAUAUUCCACAUUAAGGGUCUUAGAACCAGUGGUGGAAGCCGUGCGUACUACUACCUCUACGAUGAGCAGAAUGUUACCACUCCCUCUGUGCAACGGCUCUUUGACCUGGGUGCCGUAAUGGUCGGAAAGGUGGGCACUGUUCAAUUCGCCAAUGGUGAUCGUCCUACUGCGGACUGGGUCGAUCUGCACUGUCCAUUCAACCCCCGAGGGGACGGAUAUCAAUAUCCCAGUGGCUCCUCGUCUGGUUCGGGUGCUGCCAUCGCCGCGUAUGAAUGGUUAGAUCUGGCUAUUGGCAGUGACACGGGUGGUUCCAUGCGCGGACCUGCCGGUGUGCAGGGUAUCUAUGGUAAUCGGCCAUCAACUGGGGCUAUCACUUUAGAGCAUGCCUUGCCACUCUCGCCUCCACUCGAUACAGCCGGUAUGUUCGCACGAAGCGCGUCUUUAUGGUCAAAGACCGUCCAAGCCUGGUACCCCAACUUCAACCGCAGCUAUCCAUCCCACCCCAAACAGCUCUACCUCUCUCACAGCAACUGGGACGAGUCCACCGCACCCGAAGCAAACGAACAUCUGGAAACAUUCAUGCAGAGACUCGAAGAUUUCCUGGAUACAAAUCGCACAAUCGUCAACGUCACAGAACGUUGGUCCGAAACCCACAACUCACCCUCUUUGAUCAACCUCCUGAACACAACCUACGCCUACCUAGUCGGCGUCGGCCAAUGGAAUAAUCUCGCCAAAGGCUUCUUCGCAGACUACGCCCAAUCCCACGACGGCCGUCGCCCAUUCAUCAAUCCCGGUCCCUUGGCCCGCUGGGAAUGGGGCCAAGCAAACGGUGGAAACGCAUCCUACGACGCCGCCCUGCAUAACAUGACUGUCUUCCGAGACUGGUGGUCGACGUCCGGAUACGGACGUUCUGAUGAUGAUUCUUGCUCGGAAGGUAUCUUCGUACACGCCUGGGCCACCGGAGCAGCAGACUACCGUAACCGGUACUUCAACCCUCCUGGUCCCCCGUUCGGAUUCACAGACGACGCUAUCGCCGUUUUCGCGGGCGCGCCUGAAGUUGUUGUCCCAUUGGGCGAGUCGCCUUAUAACAGUACCAUCACGUUGCACGAGGAGUAUCUCCCUGUUUCGAUCGGCUUGCAGAUGGCUAGAGGCUGCGAUCGGGCACUUGCUGAGUUGGUGGAUGAUCUAGGCAAGGCAGGGAUUUUGAAGCCUGUUUCUGCGGGCUCGAGAUUAUAUUCUUAA